Pecten maximus is the source of this 1173-nucleotide messenger RNA. Its product is annotated as ATP synthase subunit b, mitochondrial-like. Gene Ontology annotation, biological process: proton motive force-driven ATP synthesis. The record is from RefSeq and is a predicted model, not a curated record. NCBI's taxonomy places the organism in Eukaryota, Metazoa, Mollusca, Bivalvia, Pectinida, Pectinidae. Gene Ontology annotation, molecular function: proton transmembrane transporter activity. The transcript is spliced from 8 exons. Bases 62 to 952 code for a protein of 296 amino acids.
UACGCUUUGCGGUAACACCUAUCAUCCGGGCACUCCUGAGAAGGACGAGAAGGUCGACAACAUGAUGCGACUACGACCCGUCAGCCUGACCAUCAGGGCAGGAGCCAAUGCAGCAAGAGUUCUUUUGGCCAGUAACCAAAAAUGUGUGGUGGAACAGAAAGCUGGUAUCGGUAACGUUAACUACGGUAGGGUGGGUCAUCGCAGAGUAAACCACUUACGUGCUCCCAUACCAACUAUAGAAGAAAGAGUCGCUGUGUGGAAGGAAGUCAGUGACAUAUUCUAUGGUCCAGACAGAGACCUCAAAAACUUUCCUGCGUUCAAACAGGAGGUGGAUCCACCCAAACUUCGACACAUUGUUUUCCCGGAGACAUUCUUCGAGACCCUGUACAACAAAACAGGAAUCAUGGGUCCAUACGUCCUGAUGCUGGGAACUCCUGCUUUUCUCUUUUCUCAUGAAUAUAUAAAGCCCGACUAUGAAUGGGGAGUUGCUGUUUUUGUUUUUGGAGGCGCUCACCUCAUAGCAAAGGGUACAAAAAUGGCAGAUUUACUAAAAAAAGUUGUCACUGAAAAGCGUGAGGUCAUGGAGUCUUUCUGGUACAAGCCAAUUACAGACUUUGUACAAGAAACAAACGACAAUAUUGAGAAUAGGAAAACAAUGAUGUACCAGCAGGAGGCGCUGGAAUAUAUGUACGAGGUUAAAAAGGAGAAUGUAGGCUUGCAGCUGGAAAUAGAAUACAGGCAGAGACUCAAGUCAUUGUAUGAAGAGGCCAAGAGGAAACUGGACUACCAGGUAUCCAUUGCAAACUCCAAGAAAAGCUUUGAGCAGGGACACAUGGCCAAAUGGAUCACAAAAUCUGUAUACAGCAACAUCACCCCACAACUGGAGAAACAGGUGAUGGACAGUUGUUUGGCCAAUCUUCGUGAGUUGGCAAAAACCAACACAGCUACGUAGAUGGAGGGAGACCAUAACCCUGUAUUUGGUAGUUGAAGAACAUCUCCGUGACAGUGACGUGAUGAAAAACUGUGUCAGAAUUCUGUUAUGGAAUUACGAUAGAGAGAAAAAAAGAUGAAACUGAGUGAAAAAUACUUGUCUGUGUUGACAAUGAAUCAGUGCUGUGGUGUUAUCCAUAUUUAGAAGGUCAAUUUUGAAAUUAAAAUUAUUGUAAAAAAAGA